AUGGGGAAAAACCGGUGGUCCAAGUUGGAAAUGAUCCUUGUGGUCCUGUUUCUACUGAUGACAGUGAUAGCUGUCACUAUGAUCAUUCUGUUUGUCACAGGAGAACCUGGUGUCAGUAACGAUGAAACUACUGAUGUAUUUGUUCCUCAGUGUCCCAACAUUCCUCUGGCUGAGAGGGUAGACUGUUUCCCAGAUGCUGGAGCUUCAAAGAUUAAAUGUGAGCAGCGUGGCUGCUGCUGGAGCCCUCUGGAUGACAGAAAUGUUCCCUGGUGUUUCUUCCCAACCAACCAUGGUUACAGCGUGAAGUCGACCGAGUAUCCAAGCCCUUAUGUAAUGAACGCCCACCUGAAGAGAAUGGCCGCUCCUUCUUUAUUUGGUGCAGAUUUAGAGCAGCUGACUUUUCAUGCAGAAAUGCAGACAAACAAUCGACUUCGAUUCAAGAUCUUUGAUUCUCAAAGGCAGAGGUUUGAGGUUCCUCAUGAGCACAUCCCUACUGUCAGCAGUAACCCGUCCAGCCCUAUCACCAACUCACUGGAGAUCACGCAAAAACACUUUGGCCUCAUAGUGCGCAGGAAAGAGAACAAAAAAGUCCUGUUUGAUACUACAAUGGCUCCACUGGUAUUCUCAGACCAGUACUUACAGCUUUCUGCUAAGCUUCCAUCCCAUAAUAUUUACGGCCUGGGGGAGCAUGUGCACACAAGAUAUCGUCAUGACACAAACUGGAGAAACUGGCCCAUUUUUACCAGAGAUGCUCAACCUAAUGGGGGUAGACAUAACCUCUAUGGACACCAUCCCUUCUUCCUCUGUCUGGAAGACGAGAGUGGGAAGUCAUUUGGGGUUUUCCUCUUGAACAGCAAUGCUAUGGAGGUGACUCUGCAGCCCGCUCCAGCUGUGACCUACAGGACCGUGGGAGGUAUCUUUGACUUCUACAUUGUCUUUGGAGACACACCAGAACAAGUGGUGCAAGAGUACCUGGAGCUCAUCGGCAGACCUGUCAUUCCUCCCUACUGGUCCCUGGGGUUCCAGCUGUCUCGGUGGAACUAUGGGACUCUGAGCAACGUAAAGGAAGUAGUGGAGAGGAACCGUGCUGUGGGCCUUCCUUAUGAUAUUCAGUACACCGACAUUGACUACAUGGAGCACAUGAAAGACUUCACCUACGACAGGAACAGGUUCAGAGAACUGCCUCAGUUUGCUGAAUACCUGCAUGAGAAGGGACAGAGGUACAUCCUUAUCCUGGAUCCUGCAAUAGCCACCAGUAAGAGGGAGGGGGGCGCGCCAUACGAGUCCUACGACCGCGGGACUGAGAAGAACGUUUGGGUCACAGAGUCAGAUGGGAAAACUCCAGUGAUAGGACGGGUUUGGCCCGGGGAGACUGUAUUUCCAGACUACACCAGCCAAAACUGCAGCGACUGGUGGGUUGACGAGUACGAACGAUUCUACAAGGAGAUCAAACACGAUGCUCUCUGGAUCGACAUGAACGAGGUGGCGAAUUUCCUCAAAGGAUCAAAACAUGGGUGUGAUGAUAACAACCUGAACUACCCACCUUACACCCCGAAGAUUCUGAAUGACUUGAUGUACAGUAUGACCCUUUGCAUGGACGCCAAGCAGGCCUGGGGGAACCAUUAUGACGUGCACAGUCUGUACGGCUAUUCUAUGGUGCUGGCUACUGAGAAAGCCCUGCAGCGUGUGUUUGGAUCCAACCGGACCAUGAUGCUUACGCGUUCCUCCUUUCCAGGUGUGGGAAAAUAUGCAGGACAUUGGUUGGGGGACAAUGCUGCCACCUGGAAUGACUUAAAAUGGGCCAUACAUGGCAUGCUGGAGUUUGGGCUUUUUGGAGUACCUUAUGUAGGCGCUGAUGUUUGCGGAUUCUUUGAAAACUCAAGUGAAGAGUUGUGUCGCCGCUGGAUGCAGGUGGGCGCCUUCUAUCCCUUCAGUAGAAACCACAACGCUCUGGGCUUUCAGCCUCAGGAUCCAGCUGCAUAUGGCGCUGACUCACUGCUGGUGCAGAGCUCCAAACGUUACCUGAUGAUUCGCUACACCCUCCUGCCAUACCUCUACACACUGUUUUACAAAGCUCACACUGCAGGGGACACUGUUGUACGCCCAGUUUUACAUGAGUUUUACUCGGACCAAGCUACCUGGGAUGUGGACCUCCAGUUUCUCUGGGGAAAACACCUGCUCAUCACACCAGUGCUGGAUCAGGGUGCGGACAGAGUCCGGGCAUAUAUUCCAGAUGCCGUGUGGUACGACUAUGAGACGAUGGAGCGACUUUUGGAUCGCAAAAAUCAUGUUGAAAUGUACCUACCUGGAGAUAAACUGGGAUUACACAUCCGAGGGGGGGCCAUCCUCCCCACACAGAGACCUGAGGUCACCACCACACACAGUCGUCGAAACCCCAUGGGAUUGCUCGUUGCACUUGAUGAUAACAACCAGGCUGCCGGGGAGCUUUUCUGGGAUGAUGGGGAUUCUCGAGACACGGUCAAAAAUGGCAAUUUCAUCCACUACAAGUUCUCUGUCGACAAUGGAAUAUUGAACAUGCAGGUGACCAGUGCUGGUUAUAGAGACCCGAACAACCUCAGGUUUGAGAACAUCACGGUCCUCGGCAUGCCUUAUCCUCCCACGUCAGUUUCUGUGACUCAUGUUGAUGCAGAGACAACCACCGUCCUGCCAAACAUCAACAUACACCACGAUGGAGCCAAGGAGGUGCUUUUCCUGCAUGGCCUGUCCUUGAUGCUCGGGGAGACCUAUAUGGUUCAGUGGGACAUGAUGGCUGAAGAUUAUCAACGCUUUGACUGUCAUCCAGAAGAGCAUGCAGAUGAAGACAAAUGCAAAGCACGUGGCUGCAUCUGGAAGCCAAGCAGCAUUGAACGUGUUCCCUGGUGCUUUUAUCCAAGCGACUAUGGUUACACUGUUACAACAAUCAAAGAAAAUAAUUCUGGCAUCACCGCUGAUAUCACUCGAAACAUGAAAUACAGAACUAGCGGUCGUCCAGACUCUCCAGACAUUAACAACCUCCGUGUUGAGAUUCUGUAUCAUACCAGUCACAUGUUCCAGUUCAAGAUCUGGGAUCCAACUUCUGAACGCUUCGAGGUACCAGUGCCCCUCUCUGUCCCUGGUGCUCCUGAGACAAAUGAGAACAAAAGAAUUUACAAGGUCUCUGUCAGCACCAAGCCGUUUGGCAUCCAGGUCAUCAGGAAGAGCACAGGAACCAAGAUCUGGGACUCUGCCAUGCCAGGUUUUACCUUUUCAGACAUGUUCAUCCACGUGUCGACUCGACUGUCAUCCGAAUUCAUCUACGGCUUUGGAGAAACAGAACAUCCCACCUAUAAACACGAUCUGAACUAUCACACCUGGGGUAUGUUCUCCAAGGACCAGCCUCCUGGUUACAAGAUGAAUUGUUAUGGAGUUCAUCCCUUCUAUAUGGGCCUUGAGAACACAGCUGAUGCUCAUGGGGUGCUGCUGCUGAACAGUAACGCUAUGGAUGUGACUUUCCAGCCGACUCCAUCUUUAACCUACCGCACUACUGGAGGCAUCCUGGAUUUCUACAUGGUCAUGGGACCUACGCCCGAGCUGGUUGUGCAAGAGUACACUGCUCUGAUUGGACGACCUGUCCUACCUGCUUAUUGGUCCCUUGGGUUUCAAUUGUGUCGCUAUGGAUACGCCAAUGACUCUGAAAUAGAAAGUCUGUACCAAGACAUGAGGGCAGCAGGCAUACCCUAUGAUGUUCAGUACGCAGACAUCGACUACAUGGAGCGUCAGCUGGACUUUGUGCUGGACUCAGAUUUUAAAGGACUCCCUGCCCUGGUUGACUCAAUGAGAGAAGAAGGAAUGAGGUUCAUCUUCAUUCUGGAUCCAGCCAUUUCAGGAAAUGAGACAAAUUAUCCUGCUUUUAAAAGAGGGCGAGAAGCUGAUGUUUUCAUCAAAUGGCCCAAAGACAUCAGUGAUGAAAUAGUUUGGGGAAAGGUCUGGCCAGAUUUCCCUAAUGUCACAGUCGAUGACAAUCUUGACUGGGAUACACAAGUAGAGCUCUACAGGGCGUACACAGCAUUUCCAGACUUCUUCCGCACUCAGACAGCAGCUUGGUGGCAUCAAGAAAUCAAUGAUUUCUUUGUGAAUACGAUGAAGUUUGAUGGACUUUGGAUUGACAUGAACGAACCCGCCAGUUUUGUUCAUGGCACAGUUGGAGGGAAGUGUCUUGGUGAUCCGCUUCUAGAAAAUCCACCCUAUAUGCCACCCCUGGAGUCCAAACAACUCGGCUUAAACCACAAGACUCUUUGCAUGAACAGUGAACACAUACUUAACAAUGGAAAGAAGGUCAGACACUACGAUGUCCACAACCUCUAUGGAUGGUCCCACACCAAACCUACCUACGACGCCCUGCUGAGUGUGACGGGGAAGCGAGGAAUAGUGGUAACCAGGUCAACUUACCCCUCCAGUGGGAAAUGGGCCGGACACUGGCUGGGAGACAAUUUUGCCCGCUGGGACCAGCUGUCUAAAUCCAUUAUAGGCAUGAUGGAGUUCAGUCUGUUUGGCAUCUCUUAUACUGGGGCCGACAUAUGUGGGUUUUUUGACAAAGCAGAGUAUGAGAUGUGUCUUCGCUGGAUGCAGCUUGGGGCUUUCUAUCCGUACUCACGCAACCACAACAGCAAAGGGAACCCGAGACAAGAUCCUGUGGCCUGGGAUGACAACUUUGCUGCGGCGUCUCGAGAUGUCCUCAACAUCCGUUACACCCUCCUGCCAUACCUGUACACUCUGAUGUUUGAGGCACACACCAAAGGAAGCACAGUUAUCAGACCUCUGCUGCAUGAAUUUGUAAAUGACAAAACUACGUGGGACAUUUACAAACAGUUUCUCUGGGGACCUGCUCUGCUUAUCACCCCUGUCCUAGAUGAGAAAGUCAAGGAAGUGGAAGGCUACCUUCCUAAUGCGCGCUGGUACGACUACCACACAGCGAAGGAUGUCGGGGUGCGUGGGGAAAAGAUUAAUUUGCCAACACCACUGAAUCAAAUUAAUCUUCACGUCAGAGGAGGAUACAUUUUACCCUGGCAGAAACCAGAGAACAACACGUACCACAGCCGAAAGAAUCCUUUAGGACUCCUCGUGGCCCUGAGUGACUCUGGAGCAGCUCACGGGUCAUUUUUCUGGGAUGAUGGAGAAGGAGUGGACACGGUGGGGAGAAAUCAAUAUCUUUUGACUUCCUUUACAGCAGAAUCAAACACGUUGAGCAGUCAGGUUGUCCACAACGCACUGGCAGCUGCUGAUCACCUGGUUUUGGGCGCGGUGAAGGUUUGGGGGGCGGGUCAUGUCAGGAUCACAGAGGCGACUCUAACAGACUCAGAAGGGAAACCUCAUCUCCUCACUCUGGACCAUAACCUUGAAACUCAGGAGCUGAUUAUAGAUGUCACACCAAAGUCUUAUCCUCUCCAUCUUCCUUUUACUAUAAACUGGAGGACCAGCAGCUGAAAGUCAUACGUGUGUUUCACUCAUAAAUUAUAUUUAUGUACCUCAAGGUUCAGCGUCAAACCUCGAGUACUUUUGGUUUUGAUUCUGUCAUCAAAGUGCCUUAAAAUCAAUCUUAAAAAAAAAAAGGUGUCAAACAA
This is a messenger RNA of Nematolebias whitei (Rio pearlfish), 5600 nucleotides long. RefSeq names its product maltase-glucoamylase, intestinal. The transcript is spliced from 47 exons. The coding region runs from base 1 to 5463 and encodes 1820 amino acids. Gene Ontology annotation, molecular function: alpha-1,4-glucosidase activity; carbohydrate binding. Gene Ontology annotation, biological process: carbohydrate metabolic process. Lineage: Eukaryota; Metazoa; Chordata; Actinopteri; Cyprinodontiformes; Rivulidae. The record is from RefSeq and is a predicted model, not a curated record.